Molecule: messenger RNA, 779 nt
Organism: Callorhinchus milii (elephant shark)
Lineage: Eukaryota; Metazoa; Chordata; Chondrichthyes; Chimaeriformes; Callorhinchidae
Product: dynein light chain Tctex-type protein 2B
Exons: 5
Coding region: 30-668 (212 amino acids)
Biological process (GO): microtubule-based movement
Cellular component (GO): cytoplasm; cytoplasmic dynein complex
Molecular function (GO): dynein intermediate chain binding
Source: RefSeq, a predicted model, not a curated record
GUGAGAGUGAAAGUCAGGGAAGCUCCACCAUGGAGAAGAGAAGGGAGAGCCUGUUAGCUGUCAGAGCUGCUGGUCAGAGAGUGCCUGGCACAACCAAAGCCAGAAACAACAGCAUCCCCUCCACAAACAGCCCGCCCAAACAGCUCGCACCGGGUAAGGGCAGAGCCUCUCUGGGCAAUGUGUUAAGUGAGACCCACACUUUUGCCUUCAGCUUCAAAGGACUUCUUGCUGCCAGGCGAAUGACAAAGCAUUUAAAGGAAAGAACAGCUUUGAAGAUAGCAGCGAAGAAACCAGCAGUUACCAAGAUAGUAAAUGAGAAGGUACCACCAUUUUGCUCCAACCCCAAAGAGAAAUUCAGGACUCUCCCCGUUCAGAAGUUCCUGGAAGAAUACUUACCCGAGAAGCUGUGCAGCAUCUCCUACUGUCCCUCGAUUGUGUCCGCACUCACAAAGGAGAUGUGUGAUGAAAUUAAGGAGUUUGUGAAGGAUGUUCUGCCGCCCAGGUAUAAGUUGCUGUGUGUGGUGACAGUGGGUGAAAAGCACAGCGGAGACGCUCUGGUCACCAGCCGCUGUCUCUGGGACUCCCACGCAGACACCUUUGUUUCCUGCUCUUACCAGAAUAGUACCCUCUUCUGUGUAGCCAAUGUCUUCACCGCCUACUGUGAAUAACCCAAAUACGGUGUUGUGGCCUCCAUCUUCCCCCCACCACCUCCUCCCAAUCACCAUCCUCCUCUCCCUCGAAGCUUGCAUUCCAAAAAUAAAUAAUAAUUUGGUCACUUC